Molecule: messenger RNA, 2153 nt
Organism: Daphnia magna
Lineage: Eukaryota; Metazoa; Arthropoda; Branchiopoda; Diplostraca; Daphniidae
Product: synaptotagmin-9
Exons: 8
Coding region: 356-1693 (445 amino acids)
Biological process (GO): vesicle fusion; calcium-ion regulated exocytosis; regulation of dopamine secretion
Cellular component (GO): axon; synapse
Molecular function (GO): calcium-dependent phospholipid binding; phosphatidylserine binding; clathrin binding
Source: RefSeq, a predicted model, not a curated record
AUUACCUUAUUGGGAUGCGAUGGUGUUGGACGUUCGUUUAGCGCCGCAAAAAAAUAAAAAAAAAAUACUGGUUGUCUUGUCCAGGAUUCCGCCCGUUUUUGUAAAUGACCGCUGGUCAAUAGAAGUUUUUGACGUCACAGUUUGAUCUGAACGCGCAUUUGUGGCUCCAGGACGAGUACGUUACUCGUUGCCUCUGUCGCUGACGCAAUUCGCCUGUGACACAGAGUUGAACUGGACGUGUCGCUACUGCUUAGGGAAGCAUUAACCUGCGACUGGCGAAUCUCAAGAAAGAGCACUAUCAACUCACGGGCUAGAGUCUACAUUCGUAGCUGUCUGUUCUUUCUUCAUCUUCAUCAUGUCCGCUACGGUGUGUUGUCUCUUCUUCUGGUGGCAAAGGAAGACGAACUUCAAUAAGCAUGAGCAGACAAAAAACAGCUUCACCGCCAAACCGAGAUUUAAAAUUACCUCCAAAAUACCCGUCAUCCGCAGUGAGGAUAUUGUCUCAUUCGUUUUACCAGCAACUCAUAAAGUGCUGCCACACACAGAUCGCAAAAUGAAAUUGCAAAAGAAUCCCGCUAGUGUUGAGUCUCAGUCCAGUUUCACGAAAGAAUCUCAACCAUUGAACAAUGUAGUAACCAGAUUCGGUUUUGAGACCAGUUCGGCUACCGAUACCGUCUGCCCUCAUCGCGUCAACAGCAAAUUGUUGGAUCCUGCCAAUCUAAACUUGAAGCUGUACUCGCGGGAUCUUGAAACAAAUGAGCUUGUCUACACAAGUCAAGCAAAAAUCGGUUUUUCAUUGCAAUUUAAUUCCUCGCGUCAGCUAUUAACCCUCAAGAUUUUGGGUGCACUCAAUCUGCCGACUAGGAGCAAAAAUAUUGCUCCUGAUCCAUACGUCAAGAUUGUAAUCCUUCCCGAAAGACAGAUCAAAUGCAUAACUAAGACGCUCAAGUCCAACUGCAAUCCACUCUUCAAUCAAGUGUUCGAACUGGACAUGUCCGGUUCGCCUUUGAAUAAAACUGACAUUUUGCUGAUGGUCCGUGACCGCCCAGAAACGUCCUGCUACGAAAGGUGUGUUUCACGCUCAGUGAGCCUAGGUCAGGCAAUUUUCAGCAUGGCUGACUUCAAUGGAGUGAAUCACCGGCGCCAAGUGAGGUGGUGUCUACUGGAGAAUACACAAGCUAUUUCACCUCAUGCAGACAUUGUGAAUGCGGAAUCAGUGCCCAAGGCCGAAAUGCAAAUUUCACUUUUGUAUCGAGUUUGGUCGGAUGAGACAAAACUUAUUAACCACGGACGGAUUAUAUUGGAACUGUUGCAAAUUCGUCCAACAUCGUUCAUUCCAAACAACCAAGACAAAGAGAAAGUUACGAUUAAGGUAUUGCUGUACGAACGUGGAUAUUUGACGUCUUCGCGAAGGACUAACAGCAUCCGGAGGGACGAGGCCACGGCCGCGUUAUGCCAGAAGUUUGUCUUCGCCCUUCAGCCUAAAAUGCUGCAUGAGGCUUCCUGCCAAAUCGUCCUUGUCACCAAAUCCGCAAUAGGAACAAAGAGAACAUUGGGACGCAUCACCUUGGGUCAUCGUCAUUUCUUUUCUACCUGGGCAAGUAGUACAGCCCUUACAACUGGGAUUGAUCACUGGCACGACAUGGCACACCGACCCGGAGUUUCAGUGGAACGCUGGCAUUCGAUAAUAUAACGAUGGAAAUACGAAGCUACUACGCAAACUGUAUCAUUCAGAUACGGGAAAUGGAACUUCAUCCUAACAAGCUGCUUAGGAAACGAUUGCAAAGCUACAAGUUAUUUAUGAAGGGCAGCGUAGUGCUGAAUUCCUUUUUUUUUUCUCUUUUUCUGUUAUUAUGUUUGACAAUACUUGAAUCUUUCAGUUUUUCGCGAAAAGCAUGCGCACGUAUCACAGUUUUACAGCAGGGACGAAGAGGGACCUAUUGAGUAGUUGGUAGCGUUUGUAAGAAGCCAGAUAAACCGUUACACGUUUUCGCAUGUAGGCUACUGCGCAAUUGAAGCAGGAAAUCGGCUUCAAAUGACUCGAUUCCUCAGAUUCUUUUAGCUUCUUAUUAUUGAUUCUCUUCGUUAACUUGAUGUAUUAUACGGAGUUAGUUGUCACAUGGCGAGUCAAAUAUAAUGUUUUUAAAAAUCUA